Molecule: messenger RNA, 1324 nt
Organism: Arachis ipaensis
Lineage: Eukaryota; Viridiplantae; Streptophyta; Magnoliopsida; Fabales; Fabaceae
Source: RefSeq, a predicted model, not a curated record
AUGCAUUAAAGAUAAGAAUAAUUCGAUGUGAGUUUUUGAUGAACAAAACUAAACCAAAUCAGCAUCCGUCAAGGUUGGGGACCUCCAUACGGCACAAUUUUCCGCAUAUUACUAAACACGUCAUUCAUCGUAAGCACUAAGAAGUCAUCACCAUCCAUCACCGUUCCAAUGGCAACAACUCGCAUGAUCCUCAGAGCAAUUAAGAAACGCCCCUUUUUGUUCCCCGCAUCAUCCCACUCCUUCUCCUCUUCUCGACACGUGCUCAUAGCAGAUUCAGAAAAAUUCAAGAACCCUCUGGCAGAACCAUGGGCAAAACUAGUCCAUUUAGUCCAGCAGCAAGGGGGUUAUUCUCAUAUAAUUGCUGCUUCAAAUUCUUUUGGCAAAAAUAUCAUGCCCCGUGCAGCUGCCCUUUUAGACGUUUCUCCAAUUACUGAUGUUACUGGAAUUUCCGAUGCACAGACUUUUGUGAGGCCAAUAUAUGCUGGAAAUGCACUUUGUACUGUCCGCUAUACGGGUUCCAAUCCUUGUAUACUGACGAUUAGAUCCACAUCUUUUCCUAUUCCCCAGAAAUCAAAUGACUCAAAAGCUGAGGCUUCAAUAUCCCAGGUCAACCUUUCGAACUUCGAUGAAGCAGAUCUGAACAAGUCUAGAUAUAUAUAUCAAACUUCUCAGGAUGAUGAAGGACCAGAUCUUGGAAAUGCACGGGUUGUAAUUACCGGUGGCCGAGCACUAAAGAAUGCUGAGAACUUUAAAUUGAUAGAAAAUUUGGCCAAGAAACUUGGUGGUGCUGUUGGUGCCACACGUGCAGCUGUUGAUGCAGGGUUUGUCCCAAAUGACCUUCAGGUAGGGCAAACUGGGAAGAUUGUUGCCCCUGAACUCUACAUGGCUUUCGGUGUAUCCGGAGUUAUUGUUGCCGUGAACAAUGAUGCUGAUGCUCCUAUAUUUCAGGUUGCUGAUUAUGGACUUGUAGGAGACCUAUUUGAGGUGAUACCAGAGUUGCUAGAGAAGCUUCCUGAGAAAAAAUAAAGCGUGUAACAUGCAUCAGUAUGAAUUGUGCACUUUCUCAAUGUUUCAUCUUGUAACAUUUAAAUUGCUAUUAUUUUUCCAAAAAUAAAGAAAAUGAGGUUCAUUGAUGAAUCCCCAGAAUACUAGACUGUUCGCUUUUCCUAUUUCGAUGGAUUCAAUUGAUGCACUAAAUCAUCUAGCAUUGAUCAAAACCUGAGGAUUGAAGUGUAAAUUUAACAAUUAACAUGAAGAGUAGGCUUUGCUAAGUUUGUGAUAAGUUAGUAAGUGUUAACAAAGAACAAAAGAAAGUUCAUCAGUA